Molecule: messenger RNA, 3690 nt
Organism: Oncorhynchus masou masou (cherry salmon)
Lineage: Eukaryota; Metazoa; Chordata; Actinopteri; Salmoniformes; Salmonidae
Product: malignant fibrous histiocytoma-amplified sequence 1 homolog
Molecular function (GO): protein binding
Source: RefSeq, a predicted model, not a curated record
AGCUCUAUACCGAGGGGACAUUUACAGUAAACGAAAGUCAAGUAUGACAGAGGAUAUCGAAACCAAAGCUUUCUAGAUUUUUGAAUGUUGAUUAGAUAUAUUGUCUAUAUUAUUUUAAAUGCAUAGUGCCACUUUUUCCCCCUUACCAUUCAUUGUCACACAACCGCACUUGGUUCUUUAUAGAUGCAAAACAUCUGCACAAUCCGACUAUUUAGAUGAUCAGAAUACUUGUCUGUGUUUUGAAAAAGUUUUGGCAGUAAAAAUGUGUAUCUUGUAAGCCCUUAUAUUCUUUUUUAAAUACCUAUUCUGUGUUGUACUUCAGAGUCUAUACUUUUCUUUUAUAAAAAAGGAGCAAUAAUCUUGCAUGAAUGUGAUGAGAAGUGAACUGUUUGGACCUACGUAUUAGAGACAACCAGGAAGUAAGAAGAGUGGUGAAUUUGCCUGUGUGUAGAGCUCCUUGCAUACCGGUUGUGAAAGUGGGUGAGACAACGCACCACAAACACUGUCUGGCAACAUGUCUCGACCUAAUGGUACUGGGCAGAGUAAGAAAGAUUGGGACCUGUCUGGUAGAAAACUGAAGUCCGUCCCUCCGAUUCUCCUGGAGCAUGCUGACGAGGUCAGAAGGUUGGACCUCCAAAGGAACAAACUGAGACAGCUCAAUUGGAUCUCCAACCUGGUAAACCUGAGAGACCUCAACCUCUCCAAGAAUGAGCUGAUGGACUUUCCCCUGGAGUUUAGAUCUUUGAAACUUCUGGAGCGGCUCUACAUGAACCAGAAUAACAUCAAGGUCAUCCCUGAAGAUGUCUUCCCUCAUCUGGGGAAGCUACAGUUCCUCAAGCUCAGCACCAACCGUCUGGCCAAACUCCCAGUGGACCUGAGUCAAUGUCACAGCCUCACCUACCUCAACCUGUCCAAUAACUGCCUGAAGGACAUCCAGGCAGUGGUGGGGCUACCUAAACUCAAGGAGCUGUUUGUAGAUCGGAAUAGCCUGACUGAACUUCCAGCCCAGCUGUUCCAGGAGGGGAACUCGGAGCUGACCCUGUUCAAGGCCACAGGGAACCCGCUGAGGACCCCCCCAGAGGAGGUGUGUGACGGAGGAGUGAGAGACAUUCAGAGCUACUUUGCCAUGAUGGAGGAGGAAGGCCCUGACACGCACACCACAGCCUGGACAGUCAAGACCAUGUUCCUGGGUUCCUCCAUGGCUGGAAAGUCCACGCUGUGUCGUAGUAUGACAGGGGAGGCUGUGAGGGUAGAUGAGGAGGACAGAACGGAGGGGAUAGAGAUCAGUGAGAUGGAUAUGGAGGGGAUCCGGUUCCUAUUCUGGGACUUCGCAGGGCAGGAAGAAUACUACCUGACGCAUCACGUCUUCAUCACCCCCAGAGCCCUCGUUAUCCUCGCUGUUGAUUUGGCCAGCUACAACAUGGAAGACCCCCAGUCUUUCAAAGAGAAGGUGUGUUUCUGGAUCAAUAACAUCCAGCUUCGCGUCCCUGCCUCUGUGGUCUUACUGGUGGGAACUCAUUGUGACCAGUGUCAAGACCAAGAUGAGGUGAGGGAGAAGAAGAGACACAUCGAGGAGAAUGUUCGAGUCAUGCUCAAAGAAAGGAAGGAGGUUUUACAACUACAGCAGAAGAACCUGAAGGGCAAUAUAGACCCCUCUCUGUUUUCUGAACAGAUGAGCGAACUUGACCGGCUUAUGGAGUAUCAUUUACAGGUCCUGGAACUUGUACCUAUUGACUGCACUAUGCAUGAGGACAUUGUCAAGCUCAAGGAGCACAUUGUGAGGCAUAUCUUAACAAAGGACACAUUCCCAUGUGCUGAAAGGACCCUGCCCAAAAGCUACAAAGAAGUUGAGUUAGUCAUUCAUGACCUAGUGAAACAAAACCAAAUACCUCAACACGGAAUAGUUUCUUUCGAUGACCUUCUGAGUGACCUCAUUCGGCACCUUGAGUUGGGCGAGGAGAACGUCCACUCCAUCCUACGCUAUCUCCAUCGUAUCGGCAUCAUCGUGUGGUACGAGGAGAUCCCUGCUCUGAAGGAUAGGGUGUUCAUUCAGCCAUCUUUUCUCAUCUCACUCUUCAAGACCAUCGUGAGGCACGACCUGGUCAAGCAGAUGGAAGCCAUCCCCAGAGACGAGCUGCGGAAGGAGGGCAACCUAUUGGUCCACCGGGGCACGUGGGUGGAUGACUUCAAGGAGAAGGGCACCCUGCACAACGCGGCCACACGGAUCCUGGUACGCAGAGAACUGAGGCGGCUGCGAAUGGACGAUGAAGACCUGGUGGAGGAGGUGGUGGGAAGUAGGACUAAGGAGGGGGCGCUACUUAGCCUCCUGCAGCACUUUGAGGUCUGUCUCCCGGCUAAGGUGGGUAGUCCCCUGAACCCGUCGGCCCCGGAGUUCAAACCCGGGGAGAAGCAGUGGAAGUCAUCCAACUUGGCCAUGGGUCAUCUGGAUGGAGCAUGUCUCUUCCCCAGCUACCUGCAGGACAAUCAAAUGGUGGUGCAGAUGUGGGGAGAAGACAAGCUGGAUGAUAUAAAUGUCUGUGUUUACUUUCUACCUGAGAUCCCUCAUGGCUUCUUCCACAGGCUGAUCAUCAAGACGUGCUCCCUCUACCCGACUCACUGGAUAGGGAAGGACCACUGCCUGCUCAGCUCUGGAGACAAACUGGUGCUGAUGAGAGAGAACAAUAAAGAUGGAGACAAUAAAGAUGGAGAUCAACACAUACAGAUUCGCUGCAAGAGACCUGAGACCAGCGAAGAGUUCCGUCGUUCUUGGGAUCUCUUCCUGUCGGUGAUGACAAAGCUAGUGGAGCUGUCUAGACAGUGGCCUGGCCUAUCCCAACAUGUCCACACCCCUUGUAAGGAGAAAGGUUGCACAGCCUACUUCGUCUGGAGAGACUGGCAGGACCUCCCAAUCUCAGACAUAUAUGUCCUUGUGCAGGAGGACAAACAACUCUGCCGAAACGGACACACGCGACGGACCGAGUUGCUUUUCCCAAAAGAUCCUGUUGUCAACAAAUCUAAAGGACAAUGACCAGAACCAAGAAAGCAGAACUUCAUCGGAGGGAGAUGUUUUCUCUUUCAGUGAUGUCUCCAAGUUAACUAUCUUACAAUCAAAUAUAUUUUCCUUAUUUGCAAUAUCAAAAUCUUCACUCCUUACAGUUUGGGUUUAGGCUUGAGGUAUCAUUUAUAAAUAAAAGUUUACAGAUGGAGCAACCAUAUUCAUGUUUCUCUCUCAAUAUUAUGAAAAUAUUACUUUUCAUAUCCUACCACAGGGCAGCGCUCAUGAUCCAUUCUGAUAAAAAAAAUACUGAUGUACACCUACACAAAGCUGUUCAUUGCAGUCCAGAUAUACACUUUUUGAUGCCUUACCCUGACACCAAAUAAAUAAUAUCAAGUCCCUGACAUGACAGAAUCCUUUUUUUAAUUUGUAAUGUAUUUAAUUAAUUUAUGCAAUACUUAAUUCCAGAUGUAGAAUGUAAUGGGUUACUUGAUAUCAAAUUCAUAAAUUCAGAGUGCUGAACGUUUCUAUGAGGAUUAUACAACUCAACCGUUUGUCUUCCAUUAAUUAAACUGAAUUGAAAUGGAGUUGACCCAAACCCCUGGCUAUAAUGUUUUUAUACUGAAGGAAUUCUCUGUAUGUUCUAUCGUGGGGGAAUGGUGCACCUAACUGAAUUAAAGUGCCUUCAGAAGCUA